Pterocles gutturalis (yellow-throated sandgrouse) is the source of this 899-nucleotide messenger RNA. RefSeq names its product polymerase (RNA) II (DNA directed) polypeptide C, 33kDa (gene POLR2C). The record is from RefSeq and is a predicted model, not a curated record. NCBI's taxonomy places the organism in Eukaryota, Metazoa, Chordata, Aves, Pterocliformes, Pteroclidae. The transcript is spliced from 8 exons. The annotation marks the transcript as partial. Gene Ontology annotation, cellular component: RNA polymerase II, core complex. Gene Ontology annotation, biological process: DNA-templated transcription. Gene Ontology annotation, molecular function: DNA-directed RNA polymerase activity; protein dimerization activity.
AUCGCCGAGGUCCCCAUCAUAGCCAUCGACUGGGUCCAGAUAGACGCCAACUCCUCCGUGCUCCAUGACGAAUUCAUUGCGCACAGGCUGGGUCUCAUCCCGCUCACCAGCGAUGACAUUGUGGAUAAGAUGCAAUAUUCCAGAGACUGCACAUGUGAUGAGUUCUGUCCAGAGUGCUCUGUGGAGUUCACCCUUGACGUCCGGUGUAAUGAAGACCAGACUCGUCACGUCACAUCACGUGAUCUCAUCUCCAACAAUCCCCGGGUCAUACCGGUAACAUCUCGGAGCAGAGACAACGACCCCAAUGACUAUGUGGAGCAGGACGACAUCCUCAUUGUGAAGCUGCGCAAGGGCCAGGAGCUGAGACUGCGAGCUUACGCCAAGAAGGGCUUUGGCAAGGAGCACGCCAAGUGGAACCCCACGGCAGGCGUAGCCUUUGAGUACGACCCGGACAACGCGCUGAGGCACACCGUGUACCCCAAACCAGAGGAGUGGCCCAAGAGUGAGUACUCGGAGAUCGAUGAGGAGGAUGCUCAGGCUCCCUAUGACCCCAACGGGAAGCCAGAGAGGUUUUAUUACAACGUGGAGUCCUGCGGUUCCCUGCGCCCAGAGACCAUUGUUCUCUCUGCACUGUCUGGCCUGAAGAAGAAACUGAGUGACCUCCAGACUCAGCUGAGCCAUGAGAUUCAGAGUGAUGUCCUCACUAUAAAUUGAGGUGGCCCCUUGCGAGAGAGUGCUCAGGCAUGAGUGAUGCAGAAGGUUCCAGCACUCUGGACCGAGGCUUUUGCCUCCCCAUCUCCUUCUGCCUCUCCUGGCCCAGCUCUGCUGGUGGGUGACAUCUCCUCUUUGGCCCCCGUUCCCAGGGAGAGCCAUCGUGAUGCGUAGGGUAAAGCGGGAAG